This is a messenger RNA of Cokeromyces recurvatus, 381 nucleotides long. RefSeq lists its product as uncharacterized. The transcript has 3 exons. Gene Ontology annotation, molecular function: mRNA binding; structural constituent of ribosome. The record is from RefSeq and is a predicted model, not a curated record. Gene Ontology annotation, biological process: translation; maturation of LSU-rRNA from tricistronic rRNA transcript (SSU-rRNA, 5.8S rRNA, LSU-rRNA). NCBI's taxonomy places the organism in Eukaryota, Fungi, Mucoromycota, Mucoromycetes, Mucorales, Mucoraceae. Bases 1 to 381 code for a protein of 126 amino acids. Gene Ontology annotation, cellular component: ribosome; cytosolic large ribosomal subunit.
AUGACCUCUUACUUAAACCAUGCUAAAGUUAAGGCUCACGAACUCCGUAACAAGAACAAGGCUGAGCUCUUGAAGAUCCUCGAAGAGCAAAAGCAACAACUUUCUAACCUUCGUGUUCAAAAGGUUGCUGGUGGUAGACAACAAGAAAUUGGCGAAGCUCGUAAGAACGUUGCCCGUGUCUUGACUGUUAUUAACCAAACUCAACGUGAACAACUUCGUCUCUUCUAUCAAAAGAAGCGUUUUGUCCCUCUUGAUCUCCGUGUUAAGAAGACUCGUGCUAUGCGUAGAGCUUUGACUCCUUUCGAAAAGUCCAAGAAGACUCUUCGUCAACAAAAGAAAUUGACCCACUUCCCUCUUCGCAAGUAUGCUGUUAAGGCUUAA